Anguilla anguilla (European eel) is the source of this 1581-nucleotide messenger RNA. RefSeq names its product specifically androgen-regulated gene protein-like. Bases 204 to 1490 code for a protein of 428 amino acids. The record is from RefSeq and is a predicted model, not a curated record. The transcript has 4 exons. Lineage: Eukaryota; Metazoa; Chordata; Actinopteri; Anguilliformes; Anguillidae.
UCAUUACACAGUAGCCUACUUACAUAGUUUUGCUGGCAGUACCGAACUGCUUGAGGGUAUUUGUAAAGAGCGCUAUACCUUACGGAAUAUCAGUACUCUACUAGUCAAAGGAGCCUAUAUUGCCUCAUCAUACAGACUCUCAGGUUCUUUCAGCCAAUUGGCUGAGGCCUUCGAGUGUACAACUUAUCGCCUUCCUGCUUGCAAUGCCCAAGAGUGACACGUGGCCAGACGGCGUCGCCGUGGAAACCCUGGGCGGCACGGACAGUGCUGGCAGCUGUGAUAGUGUUGUCAGCAUCCACUCCGGUUUGAGCGAUGCCAGUCUGGAGCAGCUCUCUGCUGAGGAGCGGGAGUGCAUCCUGUUCCUGGAGGAGACCAUCGAGUCCCUGGAGGCCGACGAGGACGGCGACCGGACCGGCGGCGAGCCCGAUCUCCGGCCGAACCCUGGGAGCCUGGCCGCAAAGAUCGCCCAUCUCUCCGCCUCUCUGUCAGGCUCUAUCUCAAGACAUCCCCAUGAUGGUCCUACAGGAGAGGGGGAGAGAGAGCACAGGCCUGUCCAGGGCUGUCUGGUGCCCACUCCACUGGUGAUGGCAAAGAGCGGGCAACCCAACGCUGAGCCUGGCACGGGCUCCUCACCCACCGUCUCCCCGUGCCCGCUCUCCAAGACAGGCUCGUCCCGGGGGCAGGACGCCACGGCGGCAGCCAGGAGAGCAGGGUGCCAGGAUCGGCCCAAAGCCGGCUUGGCCAGGGGGCCGCUGUCUUACGAGGGUCUGCUGGAGCUGAGGAUGAUGAAGCCGACCCUGAAGAAGCACGCUCAGAGCUUCUCUUCUGGAGUCAAGGAGAGGGCCAAGCCGGCCCCCGGCGACCUCAGUGAGGGGAGGCAAUCCAGUCGCCCCUCUGACUCCACUUCCCAGCACGCACCUCUUCACCUGACCCUCAAACCCAGGGUUACCCCUCCGACGGUUGCACCUAAACCUAAAGUUCUCCCGCCCAGCGUUGCCGUGACGACCCAAAAAGCGCCCAUCCCAAACCCGGACUCCCAGAUGGACUGCCUGGGUACGUCGCCUCGAGAGAGGGUGAUAAUUGAUCCCCAGCAGGUGAGGAGAGAGGCUCUGCGUAAAUUAGGGCUCCUGCAGGACGGGGGGACCGCCCCCCCUUUCGUCGCUGGGACCCUGCCGUCCGCCACGGGCCGCCCGCGCUCCAGGAGCGACCUUCCCCCCGCGCCCAGCUCACGCCCCCCUCCCCCGCCCGUCGGGGCCAAGUCCGUGACCCUGGAGCGCUGUUCGGACAGCUUUAAGCCCCGCCCCCAUGCCCGCACCGCCUCGCUGGGACACGGGAGGGAGGUCAGGGCCCCCCAGCCGGACGCCGCGGCCGAGCCCACCUCCCAGAAGCCCCUGUUCCCGAACGGCAUCUCCGCGGCGAUGGUGCCCUGGAACCAGACGGGCCAGGUGAGACAGGAGGCUCUGAAGAAGCUAGGACUGCUGAGGGAGUGAGGACUCACCCCUCCCCCCCCCCCCAAACCCAAAAAAAACUGCACCCUGAAUGCUGCACCAUCCUCUCCCAGCACAGGUGACCAAGUGCCCC